GGCCCACCUGGGGCCCUCCUAGUGGUCAUCAGACGUGGGCAGGUUUGGACACCUUUCGAGGGGUGAGGUGGGAGCAGAAGGUACACACCCCAUUACUCACACUCCUCACCCACUCGGAAGUAGGGACGCCAUCCCUUAGCUAAUCACCAUCCUCUUGCUCCUUAACUGAGCUUGUAUUGACUCGUGAAGAGCAGGAGGUGCCAGGGAGACACCUGGAAUUGAACUGAUUUCUGGUCAAGACCCUAAACAAUCGUACUAACCUCUGGGCAGAAGCCUAGAACACAUAUAGGCCAAAAGGCUGUCUUUCCUCUUCUCCCUGAUGCUUUUACUCGUGAGACAGCCGUCCACUUCCCUCCCAUCUUCCCUGACGGAGGUUCCCCCGAGCCAGGGGGUCGGCGGAUGCUGAAGGCAGAGGACCCCGUGGCGGCAUUGUGUGUGUGACGCUGGGGGCUGAUAGUGCUCAGAGCGCGGUGUCCACCGGCCCGGGCUGCGUGGAGACCGCGUCACAUCCUCCGCAGGUGAAUCAACUUGCACAGGUCGGGGUUGCCCUGGUCCCUCCCCAGGCAAACAAGACACCGACCGGGCCCGAUGGACCGAGCGCGUCGGUUUGGGUAGUGUGUAUCGUUUGGAACCAGUGAGAAUCUGCUUUCCUUCCGAAACAGUCACUAGUGGGCCAGUAGCGGGGCAGAGAGAGGUCAGUCCUCGCUUCCCACCCGCACUCGGUCUGCGAAGAGCACCUCUCCGGUCUUAGGAAGCUUUGCGAGGGCCGGAUGCGGCCACGAGGGUGGGGAGGUUACGGUGCGCCAAGACAUGGCACAUCGCCCCUUCCCUCCCGGGGCCCUGGAAAAGCGGCCCCGCAGACCCAGGCUGCAGGCGAGGUACGGGCAGAACCAACAGGUUACUCCGCGGGCUCCGGGCGCUUCUCUGCAGCGAGGGCGUGGCUUACUGGAGUGGGCGUGGCUUACCGGACUGGGCGGGCCCGCGCACGCGCCGCGUCUGGGCGUCGGGGUUCCGGAAAUGUGACUGAGACACGAGAUGGAGAAGUACGAGCGGAUCCGAGUGGUGGGAAGAGGUGCCUUCGGGUGACCUCUUAGUCCCCUCUCUGAAGUCUAGUCACCGCCCAGUCACCAGGCCUUCCCAGCUUGCUGUGUGGCUGGAGGCUAAGCUGGCACCCACUGCUGUGCUCUGCGUCCGUCCCCAGGAUUGUGCACCUGUGCCUGCGCAAGGCAGACCAGAAGCUGGUGAUCAUCAAGCAGAUCCCCGUGGAGCAGAUGACCAAGGAAGAGCGGCAGGCAGCCCAGAAUGAGUGUCAGGUCCUUAAGCUGCUCAACCAUCCCAAUGUCAUUGAGUACUAUGAGAACUUCCUGGAGGACAAGGCCCUCAUGAUUGCCAUGGAGUAUGCACCAGGCGGCACCCUGGCUGAGUUCAUCCAAAAGCGCUGUAAUUCCCUGCUGGAGGAGGAGACCAUCCUGCACUUCUUUGUGCAGAUCCUGCUGGCGCUUCAUCAUGUGCACACCCAUCUCAUCUUGCACCGGGACCUCAAGACCCAAAACAUCCUUCUUGACAAACAUCGCAUGGUCGUCAAGAUUGGCGACUUUGGCAUCUCCAAGAUCCUUAGCAGCAAGAGCAAGGCCUACACGGUGGUGGGUACGCCAUGCUACAUUUCCCCUGAACUGUGUGAGGGCAAGCCCUACAACCAGAAGAGCGACAUCUGGGCCCUGGGCUGCGUCCUCUAUGAGCUGGCCAGCCUCAAGAGGGCCUUUGAGGCUGCGAACCUGCCAGCGCUGGUGCUGAAGAUCAUGAGUGGCACCUUUGCACCCAUCUCUGACCGGUACAGCCCUGAGCUGCGCCAGCUGGUCCUGAGUCUGCUCAGCCUGGAGCCAGCACAGCGGCCACCGCUGAGCCACAUCAUGGCGCAGCCCCUCUGCAUGCGUGCCCUCCUCAACCUCCACACGGACUUGGGCAGCGUGCGAAUGCGGAGGGCAGAGAAGUCCCUGGCCACUGGGCCACCCAUAGCCCCAGGCAGCACAGGGAGCAGGAUCACCAGUGCCCGCUGCAGGGGCAUCCCCCGGGGACCUUCGCGGCCAGCCAUUCCACCACCUCUGUCAUCCGUGUACACAUGGGGCGGGGGGCUCAGUGCUCCUCUGCGGCUGCCAAUGCUCAACACGGAGGUGGUUCAGGUGGCCGCCGGGCGCACACAGAAGGCUGGCGUCACACGCUCUGGGCGCCUCAUCCUGUGGGAGGCCCCACCCCUAGGUGGCGGAGGGGGCGCCCUCCUUCCCGGGGCAGUGGAGCAGCAGCAGCCCCAGUUCGUCUCCCGUUUCCUGGAAGGCCAGUCAGGUGUGACCAUCAAGCAUGUGGCCUGCGGGGACCUCUUCACAGCUUGCCUGACGGACCGAGGUAUCAUCAUGACCUUUGGCAGCGGCAGCAAUGGGUGCCUAGGCCAUGGCAGCCUCAAUGACAUCAGCCAGCCCACCAUCGUGGAGGCCCUGCUGGGUUAUGAGAUGGUGCAGGUGGCCUGUGGGGCCUCUCAUGUGCUGGCUCUGUCCACGGAGCGAGAACUGUUUGCCUGGGGCCGCGGAGAUGGUGGCCGGCUGGGACUAGGCACCAGGGAGUCCUACAACUGCCCCCAGCAGGUGCCCAUGCCCCCAGGACAGGAAGCCCAGCGGGUUGUAUGUGGCAUUGACUCCUCCAUGAUCCUCACUGUGCCUGGCCGAGUCCUGGCCUGCGGGAGCAACAGGUUCAACAAGUUGGGCCUGGACCACCUCUCCCUGGGGGAGGAGCCUGCCCCCCACCAGCAAGUGGAGGAGGUGCUGAGCUUCACACCACUGUGCUCUGCACCCCUGGACCAGGAGACGCUGCUGAGUGUGGACCUAGGUACUGCUCAUUCAGCUGCUGUGACUGCCUCUGGGGACUGCUAUACUUUCGGCAGCAAUCAGCACGGUCAAUUGGGUACCAAUGCUCGCCGGGUCAGCCGGGCACCUUGUCAAGUGCAAGGCCUCCAGGGCAUCAAGAUAGCAAUGGUGGCCUGUGGGGAUGCCUUCACUGUAGCCAUUGGGGCAGAAGGUGAGGUAUACUCUUGGGGCAAAGGGGCCCGAGGUCGACUUGGAAGGAGGGAUGAGGAUGCUGGACUCCCUCGUCCAGUGCAGCUAGAUGAGACACAUCCCUACACAGUGACUUCUGUGUCCUGUUGCCAUGGAAACACUCUCCUGGCUGUACGACCCGUCACCGAUGAGCCAGUCCCCCCGUGAGGUACCUGGAUACACCUCUGGACCACCCCAUAUUGCUUCUCUGAAUGUUCUUGGAAAGCACAGGUGCCUGAAGCAUGACUGUCUCCAUCCAGGCCCCCCGGAUUAUGUCCAAUGGGGUGUAAGAACUGAUGAAGCAAGCCCUGUGCUGCUUUUGGCCCUGGAUAUGUAAAACUGAACCCACCCUAUUCCCCUAACACUUCUCUCUUCCCUCCCACCCCUUCUUCUCUUAAGUCAAUGCCCUCAGGGCCCAGCUUGCCUUGAGUUGGAAGCCAGAUCUAACCCUUGGAAGCAGGGUGGUCUUCAGAGACUUGACAGGAAAAGGCUGGAGGUGGGUGUGGCUCCACCCAGACCCUGCUCCUCCUCCAGCCUGGUUAGAAAAUGCAUCCCUGGUGCCCAGUGGGACAGCAGUUCAGUGCUUUGGAGCAGGUCAAGGUGGAGCCUGCUUGGAGGGCCAUUCCAGUGGUCAUUCCAGCGGCCUAGCCUGUGCAUUGCCUGGGGCAGGGAGGUCUGGGGGAGCUGCUCUCACCCCCCCACCCCCCGCCAUUCCUCCGAAACAGGUUGGGGGAUAGGUAACUGGCUGGACCAGACCAGUUUCCAGAUGACUGGAAGCAGUGCCAAUAAAAACAUCAGCUGCCUGCCUGCCUAG
This is a messenger RNA of Myotis myotis, 3897 nucleotides long. RefSeq names its product NIMA related kinase 8 (gene NEK8). Lineage: Eukaryota; Metazoa; Chordata; Mammalia; Chiroptera; Vespertilionidae. Gene Ontology annotation, molecular function: protein kinase activity; ATP binding. The transcript has 15 exons. The record is from RefSeq and is a predicted model, not a curated record. Gene Ontology annotation, biological process: protein phosphorylation. The coding region runs from base 1272 to 3251 and encodes 659 amino acids.